This is a messenger RNA of Westerdykella ornata, 1051 nucleotides long. RefSeq names its product AhpC-TSA-domain-containing protein. The record is from RefSeq and is a predicted model, not a curated record. Gene Ontology annotation, cellular component: cytoplasm. Gene Ontology annotation, biological process: cellular response to oxidative stress; cell redox homeostasis. The transcript is spliced from 2 exons. NCBI's taxonomy places the organism in Eukaryota, Fungi, Ascomycota, Dothideomycetes, Pleosporales, Sporormiaceae. Gene Ontology annotation, molecular function: thioredoxin peroxidase activity. The coding region runs from base 202 to 990 and encodes 262 amino acids.
UAUCACGUCUCCGUGAUACAUUGCGACUAAUAAGCACCAGCUGCGACGCAGCUCCGUCCGACCUUGAUCCAACCUGACUCCCAACUCCGCUCGAGUCAAUCCCACCACCCCCAUCGUUUUCCGCACUGAUAGUCCUUCUUGCAUCUUUAAACCCUCGCGCUACAGCUUCGCGACCACAUUUCUAAUCACCAGCACAUCACCAUGCCCGUCGAACUGCGCAAGCGCAAGACGCCUCCCCCAGCGCCCGUCCGCCCAGCCAAGAAGAAGGCCGCGCCCAAGACCUCCAAAGCCGCAAAGGACGCGAAGCCCGAGGAGACGGUCGUCGACAAGGCGAAGAACGCCGUGACCGAGACAGUCGAAGCCGUCAAGGAAGCCGUCACGGGCAAUGGCGAAAGCACCAGCGCGACCCCCAAAGUCGGCGACACCAUCACCCUGACCAACUUCGGCGGCGAAGUCGAGACGCACACGGGCACGAAGACGACCCUGGCGAAGCUCGUCGAGCAAAGCAAGAGCGGCGUCGUGCUCUUCACGUACCCCAAGGCCUCGACUCCAGGCUGCACCAAGCAAGUCUGCUUCUUCCGCGACUCCUACACUCCGCUCACCGCAACCGGCUUCGACAUCUACGGCCUCAGCAACGACUCCCCCAAAUCAAACACCACCUUCGCAACAAAGCAAAACCUGCCCUACCCUCUCCUCUGCGACCCCUCGCGCACCCUCAUCUCCGCCAUCGGCCUCAAGGGCGCCAAAGGCACCACUCGCGGCAUCUUCAUCGUCGAUAAGGAGGGCAAGGUCUUGGCCGCGGAGCCCGGCAGCCCGGAGGGCACCGUCGAAGUUGCGAGGAAGAUCCUCGUGAAGGAGAUGGAAGGGGAGGAGGGUGAAGGGGAGAAGAAGGAGGAGCAGGCGACGACGGCGGAGGAGAAGAAGGAGGUUGCCGAGACGGCGGCUGAGGUAGCUGAUACGGCGGAGAAGUUGGACGAGGGCAAAGCGUAGGUUUUCGAGGUUAGGGGCUCUGGGUCAAUUCCAGUGUCGACUGGAUAAGCGCGAUGCCCUA